Messenger RNA from Parascedosporium putredinis, 570 nucleotides. The record is from the annotation of a GenBank genome assembly. Lineage: Eukaryota; Fungi; Ascomycota; Sordariomycetes; Microascales; Microascaceae.
AUGUUCCCCAGACUAGCCUUGGUUACCCUCCUCCUCGCCCCGGCCCUCGCCGCCGCAGCCACCACCGGCGCCGACCACUCCCUGGACACUUCCACACCAACCCGCUUCCCGGGACACAAGGUCACAGCUCUCCCGCCCCUACCCCCGGCUGACGACGACGACGAAGAGGAGGGAGACCAAAACGGACUCCUGCCCGGCCACGCGGGUGAGAACUGCGCCGGCGUCUGCGUACAGUCCACCCUUGCCACCCGCACCAACCGUCUCCCUACUCGCACACACGCCAUCGAGGUCCCCACCACCACCACAGCUCCUCCCGAAGAGGAAGAGGAGGAGGAGGAGGAAGAAGAAGAGGAGGAGGAAGAGGAGGAGCUACCCAUCCCUACCUACGCCCCCUGCGGCGGUGACCGAAUCGACGGCCCUCUUAACUGCGAAGAGGGCUACGUCUGCGUCGACGACCCCGCGUUGAAGGGUGCGGCAUGGCUUGCGAUGCGCCCGGCAUAUGCGUCGAGAAGAAGGCGUGCGGCGGCUACUUUGGCACCCCUGCGCGCCAGGUCUUAUCUGCGUAGAUGA